This is a messenger RNA of Betta splendens (Siamese fighting fish), 6215 nucleotides long. Its product is annotated as granzyme E-like. Gene Ontology annotation, molecular function: serine-type endopeptidase activity. Gene Ontology annotation, biological process: proteolysis. NCBI's taxonomy places the organism in Eukaryota, Metazoa, Chordata, Actinopteri, Anabantiformes, Osphronemidae. Bases 5198 to 6013 code for a protein of 271 amino acids. The record is from RefSeq and is a predicted model, not a curated record. The transcript has 7 exons.
UUAUAAUUAACCAUGGUAUAUAGCCUCCAGUACUCACCUCACUCCUUUGCCAUAUUGUUGUGAGUUUUUGAUUCAUGAGUUCAACUAGUUUUUCCACCACUGCCUGUUCUUGUUUCUUCGAUAGCCUUGAACUACCUGUACUGUCGCUGUGAGUAAUUUGUUUUGACCCAGCCUGUCCGACUGCCUGCUCCUCUGUACCUACGCUGAUUGCCUUCUUGUGUACCGACCUCUGCCUGUUGUUUUGGAAAUUGUUUUUGAACAUUAAACUGACUGAUACUUACCUCCUGGUCUCUGAAGCUGUGCAUGUGGGUCCACCAUAUUAAGCCGCCUGACAGAACAAUCUGGCCAACAAUGGACCUAGCCAGCACGAAGUCUCUGCUCUCCGCCCUGCAGGCUCAGGAGCAACGUUUCAGCAUACUUGAAGGGAGGACCGAUGCCGCUCUCCAUGAAUUGGCGCGUAGCACCUCUCGACAGGAAAACACAGUCACUGAGUUGACCUAGCUAGUCAGGAGUCUGACAAUGGGCUUAGGAGCUGUGAGUCCACCCAGUGCUUCGCCGGAGGUGACGGAGCCAGUCACAGUGAGUACCGUCAUAUAUGCCCCGGCCCCAGACGCAUGCCAGUGAGAGCCGCUGAGCUUUAUGCGCCCAGUUUCCCCAUGGAGUAGUCUAAGGUGGUGGUGGUGAAACGUGGUCUCCCAUCUUACCGGAGACGCAGAGGCUUGGGCUACGACGGUAUGGCAGAACAGGUCAACUUGUUUUUUUGCACUUCUCAGAAUCCCUUAAACAGGUCACUCCAGGACGGAAAGGCUCGUAAAUAUUAGGCAAGGAGGGCGAAGCACGGCUAAGUACAUCCUAGAAUACCGCCAUCAAAGUGAAGGCUCUGACCACUGGCCCCCAAAGUCCUGGAUGAGUGUGUAUGACUAAUGCAAUUAAAACUGCAGAGCAUCCCACUUAGGAGGGACGGACCACUUUCCAGUAGCCCCGGUCCCUCCGUCAGCAGGACGCCCUUCACAGACCUAAGUGGAUGAAUGUGGAGAGAUAUAGUUGGGAAGCAAGGUCCUGGGGUCCGCAGAGCCAAAUUCCAGACUAGCUCUGCUACCCAUCCCACCGCCCCCCAACCCCCAGCCAGGAAGAGAUAGACGAGACCCGGGGACCGCAAUACUACUGCCCAGGCACCACAUGCAGCGCAGCCAAGAACCAACCUCACGCCUCUGUCACACCUACCCAUUCUCUCUUUCAAGUAUGCUAAUUGUCACCCCAUGUAGUGCUGACCUGGACCGUUUUGAAUAAUGCCUCUGCCCCUUCCCUUCCCACUGUCACCUUACAGGUCGGCCCCAACGCGAUCUCAAGGACACAGAGAAGGUGACAUACAGGCACAUUGAACGGAAAUACAAGCCCAAUAUGUACGUGAAUGAAGGACGUGGUAAUGACAUCAUGAUCCUCAAACAUCAUGAUGAAGAAACCUCCUGCAGAACCUGGCUGGAUGUGGGCAGCAAACUGCCUACACCGGAUGGGAUGAGGGGAUAAACAGAGAGAGAAAAGCACAGCAAGAACAAACAAGCAACAACAGAGCACAGGCAAGAUGGUUAGACCAGGAACUGGACAAAGACAGGAUGGUUGGAUCCGCAGCUGCCCAUCACAGACACAGCUCUGAGUCCAAUGAUACCUGUAGGUGAGGACAGAGUCGGAGAAAUAGGGGGGUGCACAACUACUGGAAAGAAAGAGACAAGGUUAAUAUAAUAUGGAAUAGUGAUAAAAGGUUAUUGGAUAGAAGAGUUAUAAGAAAACAGAGGAGCUCAGCGGUCUGCUGGGAGCAUAAGGAACUUUGAGGUUUUUAAGAUAAGAAGGAGCGUUAUCAUUAAGUUCUUUGUAAGUGAGUAGGAGAAUCUUUCAAUUCUAUCCUACAUUUUACAAGCAGCCAUUGCAGAGAAGCUAAUGUAGGAGAAAUGUGAUCUCUCUUUCUAAAUCCCAUCGGAACUCUGGCUGCAGCAUUUUGAAUAAGCUGUAGGCUUUUUAAGGAGCUGUUAGGACAUUCUAUGAGUAAGGAGCUACAGUAGUCCAGCCUAGAUGUAACCAAUGCCCCACUGCCUUCUUCUUCAGAGGAGCCACUGUGUCUAACAUUGAACGCAGAGAAGCUAGAGCAUCAUCUACAAGACAGUCAACCUGUUCAUAAGGAUUAAGGUGACUGUUCUGUGUUGAUACAUUACAAGACCAUGAGGCAAAAGAUGAUGGAAUCAUAUGCUUGAAUCUGGCAACAGCGUCAUCAGAUAAACAUCUGCUAUAGUAAGAUUUCUUUCUAGCUGCUGCAAGGUAAAUUUAAAAGUUAAUAAGAAAUGGUCAAAUAACAGAGGGUUUUGGGGAAGAACUAAUAAAUUAUCAAUUUCCACCCCAUAUAUCAGAACAAGAUCGAGGGUUAAAAUUAGUGGGUUAAUUUACCUGCUGAGUAAAACCAAUAGUGUCGAUUAAGGAGUAAAAGCAGUGCUGAGACAGUUACUGUUAACAUCUACAUAAAGUCUCCCACUACUGUACAAUGACUUCAUCUGUUCAAGAACUAAGUCAGAUAAGAAUUCAGAGAAUUUAGUUAAGAACUCUGGAUAUGGAGCAGGAGGACGAUAAACAAUAAAAAACACAACUGGCUUCUGAGUUUUAGAGUCUGGGUGAGAAAAGGCUCAGAGUGAGGCUCUCAAAUGAGGUAUAACUAUGUUUGGGUUUAAGAGUAAUUAAUAAAUCUGAGUUAUACAGUAAAUUGCUGCUACUCCUCCACCUCUACCUGUACUUCUAGGAACAUGAUAGUUGAUGUGACUCAUUGGCGUCGACUCAUGUAAACUAGCAUAUUCAUCCUGCUGCAGCCAGUCUCUAUGCGAUAACUAAGAGUGGGUGGCGGAUGUAGAGAACAUGCAGAGAGGCAUGUAAGACUGCGACUCUGCGUCCUGGGCUCCACUCUGAGUUGUCAGGGAGUAGGGAGGCUAAGCAACAUGACCAUGUUACUAGAGAGCAGAGAGGCUCCUUCUAACGUUGGAUGGAUGCUGUCUCUUCUAAUCAGCCCAGGUUUUCCCCCCAAAAGUGCUACAAUUAGCUGCAAAGCCCACAUCGUUUGCGGGACACCACCUAAACAACCAGCAGUGGAGCGAUGACAGACGGCUAUACAUGUCAUCGCUGCUCACAUUGGGGAGGGGUUCAGAGAAAACUAUGGAGUCCGACAUUGUUUUGGUGAAGGAACACAUCGACUCAUUGUUAGCGACUUCCGAUUGGCGUAACUGGGCGUCAUUAGCUCCUGCGUGUAUUUGUCAGGAUUACGCAGAUAUUGGACCCACAUGCACAGCGCGGACCGGUUGGUGGUUUAACUGAUUACAGUCUUUAUUAGCGAUUGCAGUCAAGGCAAGCAGGGUCAUACACAGGUGAGCUCGAACGUAAGCACAAAGGAGCAGACAGACUCAAAUCCAGGGACAGGCAAGGUUAGUCAACAGGCGAACACGGCAGCGGUACAGGUGAGAAUCAGGAGUCAAGGUACAAUACAAACAAGAUCACGGACCAGGUAAGCUAUACAGUAAUGCUGGAAAUUGGUGAGUACACGCGACGAUCUGGCAAGUGACUGGUGUGUGAUCUGGAGCCUAAAUACUGGAGCUUGAUUACAUGAUUACUAGCAGGUGUGUCUGACUUAGGCUGGUGAUUGGCAUGAGAGCAGCUGUGGUGGUUGAAACAGGAAGUCCUUCAAAAUAAAACCGGAACUGAGACCGAAAACAUGACAGUUUAUUGCGCUGAUGAUGAAUUUCCUCUUCUUCACAUUCUGACAUGUCACAGACAAAAUGGUGAGAUGCAAAGAGUUGGGCUUUUGUUCUUCUGCCAUUUUAUAGGAAAUACUGUACGAAAGGAGAGAGAGAGAAAAGUCAGAACUACAGUAGUUGCUCUGACAUAGUUUUUACAGACAUCUAAGAAAUCAGACAUCUAAGUAAUCACAAUUUGCAAAUGUGUCUGAGGUCAGAGAGAAACCUGCCCAGCUCAAACACAACCGACCUUCAGCGUUAAAAUAUGGUUGACAUAAUGUUAUUGUUGUAAUGUUAAUGCAACAUUGAAACAACGUUCAAUGUUCACAUUCAAUGACAUAACGUUAACAACAAGAGGUUGAAAUAACGUUGCCCUAUCAAUGUUGAUUCACCUGUCAAAAUCAACAUUCAGUGAUUAUUCAACCAUAAUUAUAAUAUUGAUUCAACUAUGAUUUAAUGCUGAAAUGCCUGCUGGGUAAUUUAUUUAACGUAACCAGGAAAAACAACAUGAUGAUUCAAAGUUAGCUGCAUGCAUUCUCAUGCAAGUAUUUGAAAGUUAUUGAUUCAGGUGAUGGUUAUCACCUCCUGUUCCAUAUCUACUAUUUCAAUCAUAACAGAUAAAUUCUUCUCCUACAAACACACUAACAUGAAUGAUGGAGACAAGUUCAUUGUGUUGCUGAUGAAUUUCCCACUCUGAUACGUCUCAAACAAAAUGGUUGUUGUUUUGCCAUUUUAUGCAAAUUGAUCAUAAGUCGACUUUUAUUUUUCUGUGGAGAAAAAGAGACAGAAAAAAGUAGCAGGAGGACGAUAUUGAACUUUAGUCUGGUGAGACAUAACAAUUCUCAGUGUCAAUCUUUUCAGUCUUGAUGCCUGAACACACUGAGGAUCUAAUUACUGACAGAAUGCAGUUCUCAGUUUAUUUUUGAGUUCAGCAGUUACAAGUUUAAUAUACUGUUCAUAUUAAGAUAAUAACAACUGCUCAAAGACCAGGAACAGUGUGAUAUUGCUGAGCAUAGCACAAAGCAAUAGAUUUGUAUCUGGGUUCAUAAGUACAGCCGGAUGUUGUAAAAAACCUACGAAGACUGAAAUUGAAAAUGUAACAGGAAGAACUAAUAAUUUGUCAGAGUACGUCUCAGCCAUCAAACACUAAUCACACAUGUCCAACAUGUGCCAGCUGCUCACAAGACAGAACGAGAAGCAAAGACAUUCAAGUAAUUACAACUUUUAAUUAGCAAUUACAAUUACAAGAGAAACAAUCAAUGUAUUUAACGUAACCAAGUAAAGCAAAACGGUGAUUCAAAGUUAGCUGCAUGCGUAAAGCUUGUGGUCAGAUGUAAAGAUAAGGCUGAUGAAUAUCCUACUUUCCAACAAAACAAACUCUAAAGGCUUUUACCACAGCUCUGACAAGACAAGUUGACUGUGCUGCUGAUAUCAUGCAGGGGUUGCACAAACUCCUACUUCUAUGUGUUCUUACAGGUCUUGGACAAAAUGGACAUGGAAUCAAUGGUGGGGAAAUAGUCCCAAAGAGCAUGAUGCAGUACAUGGUCUCACUGCAGGAUGGACACGGUAACCACCUAUGUGGAGGGUUUCUUGUCAGUGAAAACGUUUUGAUCACAUCUGCAAGCUGUGACAAACGGGACCCUAGAGUUGUUUAUUAUCGUUGUCACAACUUGGAGGAAAAGAUGAAAUUUGUCCAUAUUGAGAAAAAAUGCAAAUCCAGUGAUUCUGACAUCAUGCUCGUCAAAUUCAGAAAGAAUGUUAAAGGGGACAACGUGAAAAAGACUGAAAUUCCAAAGUCUGAAAUAGAUUUAAAAGUCAACCAACAGUGUUGCAAAUCAAAAUGCAAAUCCAGUGAUUCUGACAUCACGCUCUUUAAGUUGCAAAAGAAUGUUAAAGGGGACAACGCAAAAAACGCUGAAAUUCCAAACUCUGAAAUAGAUUUGAAAGUCAACCAACAGUGUGUUGUGGCUGGAUGGGGUCCAGAAGACUGUGAGAAAGGUCCAGUGAAAGAUCUGAGAAUGGUGAAUGUUUCUGUGUUCAACUGUCCGCACAAUGUGACAGACAUCUGCACGAGUGAGACAGGCUUCUGUGAGAUUGACGCUGGUGGUCCUCUGGUGUGUGACGAGAAAGCUGUUGGUGUGGUGAUUUUCGACAAGAAGCUUAACAGAGCCACAAUUUCCAACAUAUCAACAAAACAUGUAUGGAUCAAAGACAAAAUAAACAAUCCAAGUUGGAAGGACUGUUGGUAAAAUACAUAAAUGUCUGUCAAUCCGUUUCUUCAGCUUGUAUUAAGAUAAGCAACAGCAUUAUUGUGAUGUGCUUUUGCAGUGUGACACAAAAAGCAAUAAAAAAAUGAUUUUACUCCUGUUAAUCUCUUGUUAUAAACGUUUACAAAAUGUGUAGUAAACGACUGUAUAUGUAUUCAGUUCAAUGCCAAAUAAACAUUCUCAA